Messenger RNA from Pimephales promelas (fathead minnow), 2250 nucleotides. RefSeq names its product RNA binding fox-1 homolog 3b (gene rbfox3b). Gene Ontology annotation, cellular component: cytoplasm; nucleus. The record is from RefSeq and is a predicted model, not a curated record. Gene Ontology annotation, biological process: nervous system development; regulation of alternative mRNA splicing, via spliceosome. NCBI's taxonomy places the organism in Eukaryota, Metazoa, Chordata, Actinopteri, Cypriniformes, Leuciscidae. Gene Ontology annotation, molecular function: mRNA binding.
GUUUCCAGAUCGCAGUGUGUUUCUCCUGCAGAGGAAGAGGAGGAAGAGAGAUACCCUGAGGGCGACUUCACUGAGGAGAUUACAGCCCUCACACCACUGACCAGGAACCGUGUGUGUGUGGAGACACCGAGACCCUCUUCAUCAAGCGCUCAGUUCAUGGAUAUUCCCCUCUGGACAGGUGGUGUGUGUAAGUCGACCGGUGUCGCUCGGGUGUACGGGAGGGUCCUGACCGAUCACCUGUGGCGAUUGGGACUGCCUCUCUUCAGCACACAGGGUAACCAGGAGGCCAGCAAUCCGGCGGACAUGGCCCAGACGUACACCCCUCAGUACGGGCAUCCCCCGCAGAACGAGUUCAGCGCCACACACACUCUUCCCACGCAAGACUACGCGGGACAGAACCGCGUCCCGGAUCACGGCUUGACGCUCUACACGGCGGCACAGACUCACAGCGAUCUGGCCAACGCUGACAGCAACACGCCAGCCAUCAGCAGCGGGAACAACACAGCACCGACGGAAGACGUGACGCAAACGGAAGUUUCCCAGCAGGUUCAACAUUCGGACUCCACGGAAAAACAGCAGCCCAAGCGGUUACACGUCUCCAACAUCCCCUUCCGCUUCCGGGACCCAGACUUACGGCAAAUGUUUGGGCAAUUUGGGAAGAUCUUAGACGUGGAGAUUAUCUUUAAUGAAAGAGGAUCAAAGGGCUUUGGCUUUGUAACUUUUGAAACGAGCGCAGAAGCAGAUCGCGCGCGGGAGAAACUAAACGGUACAAUCGUAGAAGGACGUAAAAUCGAGGUGAACAACGCCACGGCGAGAGUGAUGACGAAUAAGAAAGUAGUAAACCCGUACACAAACAGCUGGAAACUCAACCCGGUCGUCGGAGCCGUUUACGGGCCGGAGCUCUACGCAGUGGCGGGUUUCCCGUAUCCCGCGGCAGGAGCGACGGUGGCGUACAGAGGGGCUCAUCUGAGGGGCAGAGGUCGUGCCGUUUACAACACCUUCCGUUCGGCUCCUCCUCCUCAGCCCAUCCCGGCAUACGGAGCGGUGGUGUAUCAGGACGGGUUCUACGGCGCCGAGAUCUACGGCGGAUACGCUGCGUACAGAUACACUCAGCCUGCGACGGCCACAGCGUACAGCGACAGUUAUGGGAGAGUCUAUGCAACCACUGACCCCUAUCACCACACCAUCGGCCCGGCGGCCACAUACAGCGUGGGGACCAUGGCAAGCCUGUACAGAGGAGGCUACAGCCGCUUCACGCCCUACUAGAGACUAAAGCACUGAUCACACAAACUCACAUCUCAAAACCACUACACACACGGACUCCCAUUUACUAAAACGCUUCCGGGUCAGCCGAUGACCUCAUCCAAGACGGCCCGACUCUGUGGACCUCGUGGAAAUCAAUGGGGGAAAUCGGAAGAGCAGCUCAUAAAUGUGGAUUGACUUUUUCUUUCAGACGUGGCGUUUGUGUUUGGUGGUUUGAACGGGAAGCUGUUUUUAGAUUUAGUUUGGCUUGGGUCUGUGUUUCAUCAUUGAUUGGGUGUAUUGUGUGUGUAUAAGCUGCUAGUGUGAAUUCAGACUCAUGAGACAGAUAUAUCUCAGGACUCUCUUGAACACACACACCCAUCCCAGCAGACAUUCGGAUUCAGCGUCUCUAUCGCCAGCAUUACUCCAGUCUGAUGAAGCUUUAGUUUGAAGGGUUUCUAUGCGUGUUGUUCCUGAGAUGAGAGGAUUCGUCCCUCUCACGUUUGCACUAACAGACUUACCUCUGUACACAGCGGACAGGUUUAACUCACACUAACUAAUGCUGAACGGGUGUGUGUGUGAACAUGGGCGUUAAUAUGUUAAAGAUUAAACCGUCAUUUAAUAUAUAUGCAAAAAUUGCAUAAUGUAGUUUUAGAGGUUAAUAGAGAGAUAAUAUGUAGACAGAAAGGAUUUAAAGAAAAAAAACAUGGAUAAAUAUUUAAAGGAGAUUUAUCUAGACAUUUCGGAUAUACAGAGAAAUUGAAAAAUAAUAAUACAUAUUUAGACUUGUAUAAGGGGACAUUGGGGAGGUUUAUGGACAUAUUGUGAGGAAAAAAUAAUUAGAUUUGAGAAAUUAUGCAAGCAGACAUGGAGAGGUUUGAGUAGAUAAAUGAUGUAUGGGAACACAAGGGGAAAUAGUCAAAAUGAUGACAUUAAGUUGUAAUUAUGGCUUAAAAAGUGAUAUUAUGAGAUAAAAAGUUGAAAUUAUGACACAAAAAGUCAAAAUUA